UUUUAACUCGUUAAAAACUGUACUUCCCACGUUGCUAGGCGCCUCCGGAAGUAGCUGCAUGUUUACACGUCCCAUGGAUUUGCCGAGGAUUGAUUAACCAUUCGGUAAAAGCAGCUAAAGGAACAGUGUUAAAAUCUACCUGUUCUUUCUUCAAAAUGCCCUUGUUUGGCAACACUUUCGGUCAAAAGAAAACACCUCCUCGGAAAUCAGCAUCUCUUUCCAAUAUACACACAUUGGAUCGGUCUACACGGGAAAUAGAAUUGGGUCUAGAGUAUGGAGCCCCAGUAAUGAACAUUGGUUCCCAGAGCUUAAAAUUUGAAGAUGGCCAGUGGAUCACAGAGUCAGGAGGUAAUGUGUCAGGAAAAGAGGUACAGCGGCUGAAGAAGAGAAAUCUACAUUUAGAAGAGGAGAAUAAUCUUCUUAAGAUAAAGAUUGAGAUUCUUCUUGAUAUGCUUUCAGAAUCAACAGCAGAAACACAUCUAAUACAGAAGGAACUGGAAGAUAUGAAGAAUAAUACUAGAAGAAAAAAAUGACAGAAGUGAAAUUUCACAUAGAUUUACUUGAUUUGACGUGAUUUGAGUUUUAUACCACUGCAUAUUUUUAUAUAAUUAUUUAGGAGUAUGUCACAGUUCAUUUAAAUAUUGUGGAGUUUUCUGUUUCUUUGGUUUUUUUGCUUUGAGUUUAUUUCAGGUUACAUUAAAAGAUGCACUGAUAUUACAUUUUUUCCACUGAUACAGAUUGCAGAAUAUUCUGAGUGAUAUUGGCCUAUACGACAGUGGUUGCAUUAACUAAAUUAUAAAGAUUACAUUUUCUGAAUGUUGUUCAUUCAUAUAAUGACCAUUAAUAUUGAACAUUAAUCUAGUGAUGUUUCUUUACAUUUUCUACACAGAGCUCAAAUUCAUUGCAUUUUCCUGUUCUCCUAUGAUUGAUAGCUAAUAGUGAGAAAAAUUGCUUUUAUUUACCAAUGCAGAUUAUUGGUCGAUAUAUCCGUGCUUAAUUAAAAGUAGCUAAAGCUCAGCAUGUUUAAAUACAAUAACACAUUACUUUUGUCAAGUUCACAUGUUUAAAAUACAAUAACACAUUACUCUUGUCAAUUCACAAUAACCAAAUUACUGUAUACCAAAUAUUUGUUUCCGUGGCCCCAGUAAGUGAUUACAUGGCAGUCUUAAAAACACUUGCAUAUGUGUUUUUUAAUCACCUGAAACAAUCACACUCUUUCUUCGGUUCACAAGUAAGAUUAGCCAAGAGCUCCAAAGAUUUAAAAAUGCACAUGCAGAUUUAGUAGGAUUUUUAUUUGGAGUGUGCUGCACGUACUCUCACAGGCUUGUAAAACCCUGCCUUUGGUUAAUAAAUUCACACUAAAAAAGUGUAGAUUUUGUGUUGCGGGGAUUUGCAAAUUAUACUGUACAGCAUCUCAUUGUAACAGACAUUCCAUGUAAUAUUUUGCUGUACAUAUUUUUCGAAAUCUGCGAAUAAACAU
This is a messenger RNA of Paramisgurnus dabryanus, 1480 nucleotides long. It is a transcript of the gene cby1, whose product is annotated as chibby 1, beta catenin antagonist. The record is from RefSeq and is a predicted model, not a curated record. NCBI's taxonomy places the organism in Eukaryota, Metazoa, Chordata, Actinopteri, Cypriniformes, Cobitidae.